Messenger RNA from Coprinopsis cinerea okayama7#130, 2388 nucleotides. RefSeq names its product copper amine oxidase. The record is from RefSeq and is a predicted model, not a curated record. Lineage: Eukaryota; Fungi; Basidiomycota; Agaricomycetes; Agaricales; Psathyrellaceae. Gene Ontology annotation, biological process: amine metabolic process. Gene Ontology annotation, cellular component: plasma membrane. Gene Ontology annotation, molecular function: quinone binding; copper ion binding; primary methylamine oxidase activity. The transcript is spliced from 8 exons. Bases 1 to 2388 code for a protein of 795 amino acids.
AUGACUUGGUUAUCCCACCUUCUCGUUUCAGCGUUAGCUGGCUCGUCGAUUGUCGCAGCCCUUCCCAGCUAUUCCCCGUACACAAGGCGUACUGGCGAAGAGCUUGAUGCCUACUCGAUGCACUCCCGUCGCGACGUCGUCGACACCCUCCUCACUCGCGAGAACUGGGACAAAUGCCCCGCUCCCACCAAGCUCGUCGGCAAGGCUCCCAAGGAGAACAUCUGGAGUGGUUUGACCAACGAAGAAGUAACCGCCGUUCUCGGUUACGUUCACGACCCCGCCUCCGGAUUGAACCUCACCUCGUACGACAAGAAGGGCCUUUGGGACAACUACGUUUAUCUUGUCGAGCAAGUCAUGCCCAACAAGACCGAAGCUGUUGCCUACAUCGACGGCGACGGGCCUCUCCCCGAGCGGUACGCUCGUGUGGCCAUCUCCUUCGGUGCGACCGAAACUCCUUACUACGAGGAUUGGAUCGUUGGACCUCUUCCCAUUUCCGACAAGACCAAGGUCGAGCCCUUGACGUACUAUUACAACAAGGGUACCUCAAAGCAGUUCAACUACCGCCACGACAACUCUGUUCGCAGCAAGUGGAAGGCUCAGCUUUGCGAGGAAAUCCAGGACAUCACUCUCGACUUGUUGGGAACGUAUAUUAACACCACCAGUGCUACCUCUGGCUUGCAAUCCAUUGAUCCCCUUUGGGAAGAGGAUGGCAGGAUCAUCGAGUGGGCUCAAUUCCGUCUUGCUCCCAAGGACGUCGGUGUCCACUCUGUUGAAACCCUCGUUCCUCAAGGUCUUUAUCUCAAGCUUGACAUUACAGGUCGUGACCCUGCUGGCUGGAAGCUCCUCGGCAUCUACUAUGGCGGUAUCUUCUACGAGAGCGCUGCCGCCUUCCGCGCUGCUUGGGAAAAGUCCGACUUUGUCAGAACCGAGAAGACCUUCGUUACCCAGUCGAUGAUGACCAACCGCACCGGCGAGAUCCUCCCCUACGACUACGAAGCUCCCCCCGCUCAGUUCCAGACCCAGAAGCGAUGGACUGUCGACAAGGAGAAUAAGUACGUCAAGUGGAUGGACUUCGAAUUCUACAUCGGCUUCAACAAAGACGUUGCUGUCACCCUCUACGAUAUCAAGUACAAGGGCGAGCGCAUCUUCUACGAACUUGGUCUUGAGGAAGCUCUUGCUCACUAUGCUGGUUCUGACCCCAAGUCUUCUCACACUGCCUUCCUGGAUUCCUACUAUGGUUUCGGCCCCUACGUCUAUGAACUUGUCAAAGGAUACGACUGUCCUUGGAACGCCGAUUAUCUCGACACUAGCCUUCACAUGAACGGAAACACCACCACCAACUUUGACAGCAUCUGUCUCUUCGAGUCCGACGCCGGCUUCCCUAUCCAGAGGCACACCACUGGCAAGAUGGCUACCGUCACCAAGAACAUCGUCUUCAACCUCCGCUUCGUUUCUACUAUCGGCAACUACGACUAUGCCUUUACCUAUAGCUUCCUCCUUGAUGGCAGCAUUGAGGUCACCGUCCGUGCUUCCGGUUACAUCCAGUCCACCUACUACUACGGCAACGAAGAUUAUGGCUACAAGAUUCAGAAGCACCUUUCAGGUUCCAUGCACGACCACGUACUCACCUUCAAGGCUGAUCUCGACAUCAAGGGCACCAAGAAUUCCUUCGAGACUACUUCCUUCGUCCCCACGGUCGAGAGCUACCCUUGGUCUAACGGUGAACGCAGCACAAUGAAGGUUGAACGCUCCAUCCUGAAGACCGAAGACGAUGCGAAGAUUAACUGGGCCCCCAACGGUGCCAACAUGUACGCUAUCAUCAACAAGGAUGCUCCCAACGUCUGGGGUGAAUAUCCUGGCUACCGCAUCAUGCCUGGACACGGUACUCCCAUCCACUCCACCGUCCAGAAGUCUUCCAUCGUGAAGGAUUCGAUGCACUUCGCCACCCACCAUAUGUAUGUCACCAAGCAGAAGGACACUGAGAGGCACUUGACGCACAGCACCAACAACAUGGACAGCGGCAAGCCUCUCGUCGACUUUAGCAAGUUCUUUGACGGCGAGAACCUCGAGCAAGAGGAUAUCGUCCUUUGGUUCAACCUUGGCAUGCACCACUUGCCCCAUACCGGCGAUCUUCCCAUCACACUCAUGUCCACCGCCCAAUCUUCCGUCGUCUUCAGCCCCCACAACUACCUCCUCAGCGAUCCUACCCGCCAGACCGUCCAGCAAAUCGAGAUCGACCUCACUGGCGAGAAGCCCGUCGUUGACAACUAUGGCAAGAAGACAGAUGUUUGCUACACCCCUCGUAUCGUUGAAGAUGAUUACACUCAGUAUGAAGGUGGUUCCACUGUCAGCAAGAUGCCUCACCAUGUUCCUUGCACCAACUGCUAG